GUCAAGGUAUAAAUUACCACAGGAGUUUUAAACUGUUUAUUUUACCAAAGACAAUCAGAUUGGAUAUUUUCAACAUACAAUUCCCUAUUCAGUAUUUUACAAAGCCAUGGACAGAGAGGACCAAAGGCUGAUGUCCCUACGUCUUUCCCGGGUGCUUGAGGACAUCGGGGUGAACAAGUACAUAAUCGCUAGGAGAAGGAGGACGUGGCUUGGGAUCGAGCCAAUAUUAACAUUCACAGGUACAUGUAUAGGUAACAACAUCAAGUUCUUUCACUUUGGCAGCCAGAGCGAGGGGACUACAACCAUUGGGAUGAAAUCAGACAUUGAUACAUUGCUCUACGAUGAUGCAUUUCCUGUGAUAUUGGACUUGGGUGAGUGGAAGCAAGGGAAGUCUCAUCUUCUUGUAUUAAAGACAGAACAUUACCCACCCCAGCACUGCAGACUGCAGAUGGUGAGACCUGACCUUCCAUUACCUUGGAAACAUGUGGUGUUUCAAAGUGAUGUGCUAGACAGUAAAGGGAGGGUAUUGCGGACAAAUAGUCAAGUACAGUAUUAUAAAUCUAUAACGGAAUUCGCCGAGUCAGGUGAAGUAGUGAAACACGGUCCAUCCAGGAGCUGGUGUGAAGACAUUGAUAGAGUUAUGGCCUAUUAUUGUGCCAGUCUUCCACAGGAGUGCCAGUUUCUGUUCAACAGACCCCGGCAUGGACACUGGCCCAAACCUGACACACUGGCCAGAGCAAGACAGACUGGAGUGUUCCUGGUAUCACAGGGUUACUCUGACUCUCCUGAAAGGUCAACAAGGUGUCGCUCUACUGCGCUUCAUGCCAUUCGAAAUGACCUGAGCUACCCAAAGUCAAAAUGGGAAUGGAGGUUCUCCACCUCAAUAAUGGAAAGACUCCUUGUGUUUGACAUGAACUCUGUUCAGCACAAGACGUAUGUGUUAAUCAAAAUAAUUAGCAAGUCAUUUUUUAAGCCAGUAGUUGGAGAUCGGCUUAGCACUUUUCACAUCAAGACGGCCAUGUUAUUUACAAUAGAGACAUACUCACCAGGCAUAUGGAAGGAAUGUAACCUUGUACAGUGUGUUAUUUACUGUCUAAACACACUUAUAAGGUGGCUGAAGAUUAAGAAUUGUCCACACUACACCAUUUCGAACGUAAAUCUCUUCACUGGUAAGUUAUUUAAGCAUGAACUUAAAGUUAUCACAGAAAUGAUAAAUAGCAUGGUUACCUCUGACCUGCAGUGCAUUUAUGAAGUACAGAUGGACUCACUUGGUGCGAGAAUGUCAGCGCUGAUUUUACACCUUACGAACAGUGAAAAUAUGUCUAGGAAAAUGAUUAAUGAAAGUAUAUCCUUUGAGGUAGUAUCGCGAUAUCAUGGACGGAGCUAUGCAAGUACACAAGUACCAAUACAAAACCGUCAAAACCUCGAAUGGUAUCAAUACGUACAGGCCAAGUUUCUAGACAUCAUAUCGUUAGUCAACAUAUCCGAGAGGGCAUCUGAUGUACAACACGAGUUAUUCUCUGUAAUUAUUCCUCAUCUACUUUGCACGUGUGCGUCAGUCCUAGCAUCCAGGUUUAUCCACCUCGGACUACCAAUCACACAGGACGUUCUUAACCUGUACAAACACUCCUUUGACUCUGACGUGUUGUCCAGCAGAUUAAAGUUUGCAUCCAUGUUAUACUGCUGUGGGCAGUAUGAAGCAGCAAAAAACAGUCUUUCCUACUGUGAGGGACUGUUGGGUCCUUUAAUGUUGCAAUGUUGUGCUUGUUCAGGAAGGGCAACAAUAAUACCAAAUGGUAUCUUUCUGGAAUAUGCCUUAAAUCGAUCUAACAUAGAAAUUUUAACAAAACACAUGUGUAACUGUAUUCAUUUCACAAGAUACGAAACAUCUUGUAUCCCUGAGUUCUUGGUGUAUGAAAUGUUCAAAACAAUAAGCGAUGCGGACAGACAAGAGCGACAUCCAGCGGUUGCCUAUGGGUGGAUGGACCUGGCCGUAGUCGACUGUGAACCUUUCCUCCACUACCUUCAGUUUCGCACAUACCGACAACUUGGUCAGCAUAACAGAGCAAUGGAAAAGCUGCGGAAACUCGACAGGUACUUAGGGGAACACAUACAGGAAGACAUAGGUCAUGGUCACAUUGACACAGCGCUUAAUCUGCUCGGUCACUGUUGUGAACAGAUGGACUGGCUGGAUCGGGCCUUGAUCUGUUACAAGAAAUCGCUGCAACUCUAUCCCAGAAACAAUGCAGCCAACUGGCAUAUAGCAAGACUACUGCAUCAACGACUUAAUAACUGGCUUAACUUAAGUCAGCAAUAUGAUUGAACUGCAUCUCAGCUUGGAAACGAUUGGAACAAAUCCCAUUUUAUAUCUGUUCUUUUAAUUUUGAUACUACAAUCUCUAUCAUAACAUAAUCAUGAAUAAAGAAAUAAAGUUCAUGUUUGAAAGAAAUUUCCAUAACCAAAUAAAUGUAACA
This is a messenger RNA of Mya arenaria, 2474 nucleotides long. RefSeq lists its product as uncharacterized. Gene Ontology annotation, molecular function: protein binding. Lineage: Eukaryota; Metazoa; Mollusca; Bivalvia; Myida; Myidae. The transcript has 2 exons. The record is from RefSeq and is a predicted model, not a curated record. The coding region runs from base 107 to 2323 and encodes 738 amino acids.